Molecule: messenger RNA, 1450 nt
Organism: Magnolia sinica
Lineage: Eukaryota; Viridiplantae; Streptophyta; Magnoliopsida; Magnoliales; Magnoliaceae
Product: ultraviolet-B receptor UVR8
Exons: 11
Coding region: 93-1289 (398 amino acids)
Source: RefSeq, a predicted model, not a curated record
UUCUUACUUCCAUUCAGCGUCCUCCCUCGCUAUAUAUAGCCACUCUGUCUCUCUCCUCUCUUAGCACGCAGUUAGGAAAGCAGCAGCUUCUAAUGGCCGCCACUACAGACUCCACAAAACCCAUCAUCUUGGCAUGGGGUUCAGGCGAAGACGGGCAGUUGGGCAUUGGAAACUCCGAAGAGAAAGAUUGUGUCUGUAGCAUCAAAUCUCUCGAAAACGAGAAUGUCUCUGCCGUCGUUGCUGGUAGCAGAAACUCUCUCGCCAUCUGUGAUGACGGAAAGCUCUUUACAUGGGGAUGGAACCAGAGAGGUACCUUAGGCCACCCCCCAGAGUCCAAAACCGAGAGCAUCCCCAGCCAAGUUAAAGCUCUUGCCAAUGUCAAGAUUGUUCAGGCAGCUAUUGGCGGGUGGCAUUGUCUGGCAGUUGACGAUCAAGGCCGAGCUUAUGCAUGGGGUGGGAAUGAGUAUGGCCAAUGUGGGGAGGAACCCGAGCGGAAAGAUGAUAAUGGCAGGGCUCUGAGAAGGGAUAUUGUUAUUCCUCAGCGUUGUGCGCCAAAGCUUUCUGUUCGCCAGGUGGCUGCUGGAGGUACACACUCUGUGGUGCUCACACGUGAUGGGCACGUAUGGACUUGGGGCCAACCAUGGCCUCCUGGGGAUAUCAAACAGAUAUCCACUCCUGUACGGGUUCAGGGUCUUGAAAAGGUGAGGCUUAUUGCAGUUGGCGCUUUUCAUAAUUUGGCACUCCUAGAGGAAGGAAUGUUAUGGUCAUGGGGCAAUAAUGAAUAUGGACAACUGGGGACUGGGGAUACUCAACCGAGAUCACUACCUAUUCCUGUUCAAGGACUGUCAGGUCUUACCUUGGUUGAUAUUGCUGCAGGUGGAUGGCACUCCACUGCACUGACAGACGAUGGGGAGGUGUAUGCCUGGGGUAGGGGUGAGCAUGGAAGGCUUGGAUUUGGUGAUGAUAAGAGCAGUAAAAUGGUGCCCCAAAGGGUUCAACUCCUUGUGGGGGAGGAGAUAGUUCAGGUUUCUUGUGGAGGUACACACUCAGUUGCGUGCACACGCGAUGGACGAAUGUUUUCAUUUGGGCGUGGAGAUCAUGGACGUCUUGGAUAUGGGAGGAAAGUGACAACCGGUCAUCCAAUGGAAGUGCCGAUAAACCUGCCACCACCAAGAAACCUCAACCAUGCUGAAGGACGGUGGUGUGCCAAACUUGUUGCCUGUGGCGGACGCCAUACUUUGGCGAUCGGUUCAUGGAAGGAAGAACCAGAACAGUUGAUAUCAAGCUAAUAUAUAAAUGUCUCAAAAAAUGGACAGCGAUGGGCACGUAUCAUGGAGGGACUAGCUUCCUUGGGGCAUCCAUCUGUUCACUUUGCGUACAUCUCAGACCAUGUCUUUUGUAUUUAAAUAGAAGGUUAUUUAUAUAAAUAAAUUAUAAUGGAAUUGCAUAA